AUGGCGUUUGUGCUAUCCGACAAUGCUAAGGCCUUCAUCAACACGGCGUUCCUCCUCCUCCUGUGUUUCUUCUUCACCUCCCACAUCCGGUCUCCCACCACCGUCAUCCAUCUCGCAAGCCCUCAGGCUCCCAAGGGAGCUGGAUGCAUUGGGCUCCACAAGCUAAAGGGUCCCCAUUCCAAAUGCCUCUACCUCAAGACCCACUCACCAUGUGUCUUUCAAGGCUAUGUCAACUAUCUCCACGUCUUCUACUGCCUCUGUGGGAGGUACGCGCCUGUAGGGUAUGCCCUCCUAGCCCUCUGGCUUCUGGUGCUCUUCUAUUUGUUGGGCAACACAGCCUCGCAAUAUUUCUGCUCCUCAGUCGAGAGUUUAUCGAAGGUGCUUAACCUCUCUCCCACCAUAGCUGGGGUCACGCUCCUUUCGUUAGGAAACGGCUCGCCGGACGUGUUUGCUAGCAUCGUGUCAUUCCGCUCCGGCUCCGGCGAGGUGGGGCUCAGCAGCGUGCUCGGGGGAGCAUUCUUCGUCUCAUGCGUCGUGGUCGGCAUCAUCAACGUGUGCGCGACGAGCUCGUCGCCGCAUGCAGUCCGCAUUGACCGCUCCAGCUUCGUGCGUGACGUGUGUUUCUUCAUCAUCGUUCUCUCUUCUCUCCUUGCAAUCCUCAUCGUCGGCAGGAUCACCAUCUGGGGCGCAAUGGCCUUCACCUCGCUCUACUUCGUGUACGUCUCCAUCGUGUCGGCGACCCACUUCUGCCGUGAGAAGUAUGAGGACCUUGUCGUGCCGAUCCUCGACCACGAGGAGCUCGGCGAGUCGGUGUCGGUCUCGAAGGAGGCUUCCCCUGCGAGCGGAGAGGAGGAGACCUCAUCAUCAAGUUACCUUCGCCUCAAGGUAACUUCGGUGGCACGCUACCUUCGGUGGAUCUUUUACAUUGUCGACAUGCCUCUCUAUCUGCCGAGGAGGCUGACCAUACCGAAUGUUUCGGAGGAGAGUUGGUCAAGACCAUUUGCGGUGGCUUCAGCUACAUUGGCACCUAUCUUGGUGGCAACCCUUUGGAACUCUAAGAGAGGGGUUUUGGGCUCCAAAGAGGGACUGACCAUCUAUCUCUAUGCAAGCUUGGUGGGAUUCGUCUUCGGUCUCAUUGCAUUCCACACCACCAUGAAGUCGUGCCCGCCAAAGAAGUUCUUGUUCCCGUGGCUAGCAGGAGGGUUUUUGAUGAGCGUUCUAUGGACUUACAUUAUAGCCGAGGAGCUGGUGGGAUUGCUGGUGUCCUUGGGGUACAUAUUUGGAAUAAGCCCUGCCAUUUUAGGGUUGACGGUCUUGGCAUGGGGCAACUCCAUCGGGGACCUGAUAGCGAAUGUUGCAAUGGCCACGAAUGGAGGGCAGGAUGGGGCCCAGAUUGCAAUCUCAGGGUGCUAUGCUGGGCCUAUCUUCAACACAUUGGCUGGCUUGGGGUUAUCCCUGGUGGUGUCAGCUUGGGCAGUGCAUCCCGCUCCCUUCGUGAUCCCUGCGGCGCCGGCGCUGUUUGAGAUACUCGGCUUCAUGAUAGGAGGGCUGCUGUGGGCUCUGGUGGUACUGCCGAGGAAGGAAAUGAAGCUGGAUAGGAUCUUGGGGUUUGGUCUGCUGGCCAUCUACUUCUGCUUCCUAUCCCUGAGGCUCUCUCAGAGCCUUGGGCUAGUGCAACUUUGAAUGUUCCUGUAUUCUUACUUGGUAGAGGUUCAUGUGUUUUUGAAAGGGAUUUUUUUUGUUCUUUCUUAUGCAUGCUCCCUUGUCUGUAUAAAUAAUUAGCUAUAAUUCCUCUAGUUUUAUGCAUGGGUUACUGCUCGCUAUAAGCAUAUUCCCCUAUAAGAUGGCUAGCUUUGUGGUUAGAACUAAUUCCUACCAAAUGGAACCAAGCAAUGCUUUAUGCUU
Messenger RNA from Phoenix dactylifera (date palm), 1905 nucleotides. The record is from RefSeq and is a predicted model, not a curated record. NCBI's taxonomy places the organism in Eukaryota, Viridiplantae, Streptophyta, Magnoliopsida, Arecales, Arecaceae.